Molecule: messenger RNA, 8295 nt
Organism: Haliaeetus leucocephalus (bald eagle)
Lineage: Eukaryota; Metazoa; Chordata; Aves; Accipitriformes; Accipitridae
Gene: SLC24A4
Product: solute carrier family 24 (sodium/potassium/calcium exchanger), member 4
Exons: 17
Coding region: 172-2007 (611 amino acids)
Biological process (GO): calcium ion transmembrane transport; sensory perception of smell; intracellular calcium ion homeostasis
Cellular component (GO): membrane
Molecular function (GO): calcium channel activity; calcium, potassium:sodium antiporter activity
Source: RefSeq, a predicted model, not a curated record
CCCGCCUCCACCUGCCUCUGCUUCGCCGCCGCCGACCUGAGGCGUUAGGCGUCGGCUCCUCUCCGCGCUGCAGCCCGCCCGACAUGGAGUCGUCUGCGGGAACCCACCGGGAGUGAUCCCCGCUUCCCGACCGCCCUGCUGGCCGCCCCCUCGGCGCCCGCGCUUGCUCCCAUGGAGCCGGACGAGACGCCGCUCGCCCGCCCGAAGACCAUGCUGCUGAUGCUGAGGAAAGUUCGCAAGAGGCGGGAGAUGCUGCUGCAGCAGCUGGGCUUCAUCUGCGCCAUCCUCUUCUUCGUCUGGUGCAUGUCCAGCCUGCUCUCCAGACUGGGCCGAGAAUCAACUAUUGGAGACAGACGCAUUUUGUCGGAAAUAUGGAGGAAUAGAAGGUUGAUGGCGUCGCCUAACGGGACACAUGAAGAAAAGAACUGUACAGAGCCAGCAAUUAAUGAAUUUCCUGAAGAUGUAUUUACAAAUAAAGAACGGCAGCAAGGAGGAGUUCUGCUUCAUAUCAUUGCCGCUCUUUAUAUGUUCUAUGCUUUGGCUAUAGUAUGUGAUGACUUCUUUGUUCCAUCCUUAGAGAAAAUUUGUGAGAAACUACAUUUGAGUGAAGAUGUUGCUGGAGCCACAUUCAUGGCAGCAGGGAGCUCCACUCCAGAACUGUUUGCAUCUGUUAUAGGUGUAUUUAUCACUCACGGAGAUGUAGGAGUAGGGACCAUUGUCGGUUCAGCAGUUUUCAACAUCCUGUGCAUUGUUGGUGUCUGUGGAAUGUUUGCAGGACAGGUGGUUUGUCUCACCCAGUGGGCUGUGUUCCGGGACUCUGUGUACUACACAAUAUCUGUGAUCGUACUUAUUGUUUUCAUAUAUGAUGAGAAAAUAGAAUGGUGGGAAAGCCUUGUACUCAUCAUUAUGUAUUCAUUCUACAUACUUAUCAUGAAGUACAAUGUGAGGAUGCAAAAUUUCUUCAGCCUUAAAAGCAAGAAUGUUGGAAAUGGUGACGCAGUCAACAAUGAGCUAGAAGAUGGUAAUAAAUGUUAUGACUCUAGUUGUGAUGACCCGUCCAUUCCAUUACUAUGGAAAGUGAAGGGCAUGCAGCAGUAUGGCAAAAACAGUGUUGUGAUGGUAGAUGAGAUCAUCUGCUCCAGUCCCCCCAAAUACCGGUUCCCUGAAGCUGGAUUACGGAUUAUGAUUACAAAUAAGUUUGGACCACGCACCAGAAUGCGGAUGGCAAGCCGACUCAUCAUUAAUGAGCGUCAGCGGUUAAUCCAAUCUGCCAAUGGCUCAAGCAAACCAGUUCAGAAUGGGAGACAUGAAAAUAUUGAAAAUGGGAAUAUCCCUGUGGUGAACCAAGAGGAGGAAAAUGAACAGGACAAUCUAUCUCCCUUUUCAUUGCCAGAUGGAAAAAUGAACAAAAUUAAAUGGAUUUUGACAUGGCCGCUGAUAUUCGUGCUCUUUUGCACCAUUCCAAACUGCAGCAAACCACGCUGGGAGAGGUGCUUUAUGGUGACAUUCGUCUUAUCCACUCUCUGGAUUGCCUUGUUCUCCUACUUCAUGGUGUGGAUGGUGACUGUGAUUGGAUACACCCUUGGGAUACCAGAUGUUAUCAUGGGCAUUACUUUCCUAGCUGCAGGAACAAGUGUCCCAGACUGCAUGGCCAGCUUAAUAGUAGCAAGACAAGGCCUCGGUGACAUGGCAGUAUCCAACACAAUAGGGAGCAAUGUCUUUGACAUUCUGGUGGGCCUUGGCGUUCCAUGGGGUUUGCAGACCAUGGCGAUUGAUUAUGGAUCAAUUGUUAAGAUAAACAGCAAAGGACUGGUCUAUUCAGUUGCACUUUUGCUAGGAUCAGUGGCACUUACUGUGUUUGGAAUCCAUGUAAAUAAGUGGAAACUUGACAGGAAAUUAGGCAUCUACGUCUUGUUUCUUUAUGCUGUUUUCCUGUGUUUCUCUAUAUUGAUAGAGUUUAAUGUCUUCACCUUUGUCAACUUCCCUAUGUGCCGAGAAGAAAUUUAAACCACAAGGAGAGAGAAUGAAAUUCUUCUGAUUACAUGUGCUGUAAAUGACAGGAGGCAUUUCACAUUUCUACCUUCUUUCCAUAAGUAAUUUGAGUGUCAUUCCUGCUUCAUCAGCUAACAAGCACUUUUACCUGUGUGGAAGGAAAGCAUACCUUUCUUUUAACAUGCUAGCUCGAGGCAACCAAAGCAUUUUCCUCCUCUUUGGAUAUUGCUGCUCAGUCAUAAAGCUGUGUGGAUCUUAUGCAGAACUCUAAAAUGACCCAUUUAUGGGACAUUUUGUUGUGUUUUCAUUCUCCUUUUGCAGACAAUCAAGCACCACCACCAAGGUUAGCAAGAGGAUGGGAGAAAAAUCUUUAUUGUUCUUUUGGUUUUGACAUUUAUUUUCCAUGGAAGAAUAAGAGGCAAGUUCAGAACUUUUCUUGGCUCAGUCAAAAUAUCUCAACUACAGGACCAGAAAGUCCAAGGCACAUAUCAUGGCAUGCACUGUUGAGGACAUCAUUUCCCCCUUCAAGUGCUCUGCUUAUAGAGGAACUGCACUGACAGCUUUUGAUGGCAGUGUUGAAUACUUAUCACUCUUUUCAAUGCACAUGAACAAUGUGGCAGAGAAAGAAGAGGAAAUGGUUCUAUGUUGUAUCACUUGUGAUGAUGCAUACUAAAAGUCAGAGUAUCUGCAUACUGAAGAACAGAAUUACAUGCAGAAAUUCAUACUUGAAUAAUAUGUUCUACCGUUAAUGAGGAAUGUUGUAUACAUAAAUACAAACUAACAUUUGUGGAAUAUUAUACCACAAGAAAAACUUUGCAUUGGCCUUUGUAAGCCCAUUGUGUAAAUUUAGAAGAAACUAAACAAAUAAAAUAUAACUGGGUGCUCAGUAACUAUCAAUUAUUGUUAUCAGCUAAGAGUAGUAUCUGAACAUAAUCCAGACAUUCUGACAACAAAACCCACCCUGAUUAUGAUUUGAUUUGAUUGGUGGGAGGAAGAAGCUUAUUUCAUCAGUCAAGAAGCUGGUGUAUUCUUCUCCAUUUUUUAUUUAUUCCCAGAAGCUUAAUGAAGAUGAGUGUCUGACACUGAGCAGUGCAGAUAAGAAACACCUAGACAAAAGCAAGUCUGUCAAGAGAAUAUGGUCCUUGAUUUGAUUGCAUGCAAGUUUUGAAGCAUGAUAUACUUCUUUUUAACCCCCAGUAGAAGCCAAGUUUUGAUAUCCUUUCCACCAGCAUAAAUACAGGGAUAUAAGGAAUUACUCUGGAUGUAAUUGACAGCAAGAUCUGGCCCAGAGUAUUAAAAAUAAUGGGUAACAUUCCACAUUGUAGCAGUCAUAUGAUUGCAAAUCACUGAGUGUAUUUUGAAUUGCUACUAAACUUUAAAAAUAUUUUAAAGCUGUAUGUGAAUGAUCACAUAAAGUUUCUAAAGAAGCACAGUUAACUUUAUACAUAGAUUUUUUUAAUUUUUUAAUGUUUAUAAACCAAAACAAAUUAACUAAUAGUUGAUGCAUUUUUAAAUAUAGUAACAUUUUGCACUUAAGACUAUAUAUGAAAAAUCCCAUUAUUGUGUCAAUGAGAACAUAUUAUUAAAACCUUAGUGAAUAAGCACUUAAUCAGAAAGCUCCUUAUUUUGACAUAUAUGACAAAUAAUUAUCUUUAGCCAGCUCACAUGCAGAAUACUGUUUACAGCAGGCAAUGUGUUUACAAUUAAAGCUAUUUUUCAAAUUAUUUUGGUACAAAUUAAGGAGUGUAUUCUGCUGUUGAAUUAUUUUUAGGAAUUGGAUCCUUUCAGUGUAAUCCUAAGGAAAAAAGAGCAACAUAUUUGUUAUUUGCUUUACACUUGGUUACAAAUGUCAGUAUUAGUAUCCAUUUAGGUUUUUAAUCUUAAUUAAGUAGUUAUGUAGUUAAACUAGCCAGUCCUAAAGACGGCAACAAAUACAACAUUAUUAAAAUGCUUUAUUGAAUGGGCAAGCAUGACAGUAAACACAUUUGAUCUCAAGUAUGCCAGUGACCCCAUUUCCAGGCAUUCAAGACAUUUUUGCUGCAGUGUAAAGCUGAGGAGAUGGAAUUCAUGUUCAUCUUUGAGUCUUCUGUUGCAGAAAGGCUGUGAAGAUGCAGCAUACUGCUGCACCACUGUAGGAGCAUCCGUCUAGUCUUAACUCUCUUCCCUGCUAUCUUUCAGGAGGACAGUUUGCUGCUGAAAAUCUUGUGAUGGCUUAGAUGUGAGGCUGAAAGGAGCAGAGAGAGAGACUGAGUAAAUGGUUUUUUUCCUAUGUUCUGCUUUUAGGUGGGCUUGGAGAACUAGCUGUCUCCAAGCAAAUGUUUGCUCUUCGCUGCACAGUUCAGGCAGCUCAGGUGUCUUUACACUCCAGAAGAGUAGUUCCAAAAUCUAGUUUUGAAUGCCUAUUGAUUAGCUCAGUUGACAGUGAGGAGGACAUCAAUGUUUACGGUGCCAGACCUAGCAAAUUGUACUGUACCUUCAUAUUUCUGAGCCAGGCAACUUCAGAAGACUAGGGCCAACAAUUUGGUCUGUAGCAGCUGAUCCCCAGCCCAAAUAUGCAUGAAAUUGUGUUUGCUAAUGCCAUAAAUCCUUCAGACAUAAUUUAGAAUUAUUCUGCCUAAAUUGAAUAUCACCUGCUCCAGAAAACUAGAGUGUUCUGUUGUAGCAAGAGAUAGCCUCAGAAGGUAAUACUGACCAUAAAUCCCAUGCCUUGUCCUGUCAUCUAUAGCCCUCCCUAAAACAUAGACCCACUUCAGGACAAUUUAUAUUGAAUUCCAAUGCUGCAUUUCAUGACGUGGUCUCAUAUGCGUCUUCUGCUAUGAGACAGGUAUCAUGCCAUGCUUAUCAUUAUAAAUAACAUUAGUAGGAUUCUUCUCUGACACCACUGCAUGACCAGGGAUGUAUUGUUUGCCAAAGAAUUAUUAGAUGCUGUAUCAGGGCCUUCAUGACACAUAAUCAUAUGAAGUAGUUUAAUGAGUCCCUAUGUAGUUGUUAUCCAUAUGCUAAAAUAAAUAAAGAUGACAGUUACAGACCAAGCCAUGCAGAUAAACUGAAUGGCCUGAGAAGGAUCUGGUUGACAAAUUGCUGUAUAUCAGAUAAACCCACAUCAGAAUGUAUCAGUAAUUCAGGAGGCUAUUGCCAAGUAAUAGCGGACUAGUGCCUUUCACGUGUAUACAAAAAAAAAAUAAUUUUGCUCAUGUGGUCAGGAAACCACUACAAAUUUUGCUAUUUUUCAAUCGAGGAGUGAUUUGUGCUUGGCUCUCUGCAAUUAGUACAGUUCUGUAUUGCAUCUGUUCAGACUGUGUCUGUAAAAUUUCGUAGCCAUUUUGUUGUACUAACUGUUGCAAAAGUUAGCUGGCUGAGUUUGGAAUGUAUGUCACAAUGUUGUGUAAGUUAAUGUUCAGCUCAAGAGUGAAAAGAAAGCUAGUGGAUGUAAGAGGGAAAACUGUUACUGUGAUAUGAAAAUUGCCAGCAUACUAACACUGAAAAGUAAUACAACUCAGAAAAAGAUAUCCCAUAUCCAGCAAAGCUUAACUUUAGUAGGAUUAUUCAUGCUUAAAGCUAAGCAUAUAUCCAAGUGCCUUGCUGGAUUGUGCCCUAAGGUGACAGCAGAGCAUGGUUUCUGGGUUUUCUAUCAUAUUCAGAUCUUUUAAUAUUUUAUUGGGUUUGUAGUCUAAACAUUUUAUUUCUUCCUCAAAUUGAAAUGUUUGGCCAGAAUCUGUAGACUUCUGCUCUGCUGAUACCACUUUGGAUUUCCAGUGUUGUAAAUAAGAGAACUGGUUCCUUGUCUCAGACUUCAAAACUGUGCAUCUGCCCUGGUGUACAAGCAGGAUCAAAACUGGAUUACAGCUGGCCAGGGAGAGCUUUUAGCAGCUCUUUUCUACUGCAGUUCCACUGGAGUAGCACAGUCCCACACGGACCCACAGGGUACAGUCCUGUCUGUAGUGAGCAAGUGAGAGUGUUUCCAUUGAGUUAAGCAGUGUCUGAUUCUAUUUACGUACCCUAACAAUUGUACUGAAUUAUAAAGUUGUGUGAUGGAAGUCCAGCUCCUGGUACUCUGAAUCCUACUGAUUCAUGGAAAGUAUUGCCCGAGUAAAGAUUUCAGGAUCUACAUGUCUAAUCUAAAAAGCUACAGUUAUGGUUAUCUUAAUGACUACUUGAUGAUCUAACGGCUGCUCUCUGGGCUAAAAUCUAGCCUAGAAGAACACCUUCAGUCUUCCCAACAGGUACAGUGUAGUCAACCAUCUUUCUCCUGGCUCAGUCAUUGGCGUGCCAAUUUUAUUUUCUUUUUAUAUGCUUGCUGCAGCUGUAACAAACAUAUAAUUUGUUUUUGGUUUUAGAUUGUAUUUGUAAACAUUCUGUCAACAUGUAAACAAAUGGAAAAGGUCUUUACUAGUCUAAUGCUUAGCAAUUAUAGAGAAGAUUCUAUUCUGUCCUUGAUUCCUUUGUGACUGUGCUUUAAUUACACACACUUGUUUUAUUAUGUGUUUGCUUUAGUUGCACAAAUCCCUCAUGAGUUUUGUUGUCUUCCUUUCUUGGAUUUCUUGCAAUUGUAAUGCCAUUUAUUUGUGUCCUACAGUUAAAAGUUUUUGGUAGAGUGCUUUAAGCUGUGUAAAUACUGCCUGAUUAUUCAUGCCAAGGAGAGAUCAGACCUAAUGUAAUAUGACACAGACACUAAAAAAACAGAUAGCCAGGUGAAACCAAAGAAUCUUCCUAAUUGAAAUGCAUCACCUUUGGGCAUAAUGUUCUGUCAUUGCAAGCCUCAGAUCCCUCUGUUAUUUGUGUUUAGGCACUCAGAAGAAAAUCUCUGCAGCUCAUGCAUUUACUGCACAAUUUCCUUUCUAUUUCUUUGCGUCUGAACUCCAGAUUUUUCAUUUUGUUGGGUGAUGAGAUUUAUAUGAUGGUUACACAGGUAAAUUAUCGCAUUUAGUUCCAGCAAUUCUGUACCAAACCCUUUAUUAUUCCCUUGAACUAUUUUGAAAACUGUGUAUGCAAGUGAUCAAUGUUCUGCUGAAGAGAAGAAUGUCAUUCAACUGACACGUGCAUUCCAGUUUCUGACCUACUGUGUACAUGUUUUAAAACCUCCUUUUGAAUAACUUGAGCAUACACUUUUCUCACAUUUUCCCCUGUGUGAGGUCCUGAUAUUUUCUCCCCAGAGAAAGCUGUGAAAUCCUAUACAUCCCUGUCCUGAAAUGUGAGAUACAUGUAGCUCCCUCUCCACAGGCUGAGAUGUGUAUUGAUUGUGGCAAUUUGUACAUCACAUUGUUCUGCUUGCUACCAUACUUCUGACAUACAGUGCACUGUCUGACAGAAAUGAUUAUGGGAAACUAAUGCUAUUUAGAUAUUUUCUUACAAGAAUUACCAGUUUGAAUUUAAUUCAAUUUAUUUUUCUUUUUUACUUGCACAAAGAAUGUAAGCGAUCAUUGCUGUCUUAUCACUAAGAUGAUCUUGGUAAACUUGAAAGACAAAUAGAAAGGUUGAUUUAUAGCAAUAGGGAAUUGUGACAGAAUCUAAAGGUAUCAGAAUAUAUCAAAACCAGACAGGUAUAAUCUCUAGAAAGACUAAUACCAACUGAGAUGCUUCCUUUCAGAGGGUUUUUACAGCAAGAUUAUGACCUGCAUUCAUACACCAGUUGUGUAUGCAAAGAGCACUUGUAAAUCUGCUUCCCCAGCAGCAUCUGUGUUUCAAAUGGCUGAAACUCUGCAGCAAAGUUAUGACCAAAUUCUUGCCUUCACAUUCUUGGGAGUGGUGCCAGUGCUCAUUAAUGUCCUGGUAGUCGGCACAAAUUUCUAUCAGUGGAACUGAGAGUAGAAUUUGGCUCCCACUAUCUCCUCCAUUGCAAGAAAGUAUUUGAAAUUGUUUAUAAUCACUGAAAUAACUUCUGAACCUUUUAAAAUUCCCUGUGUUUCAUACUUGCAGGCAUUUGCAGUGCACCCUUAGGAGGUGCAAUACCUCUUUAAAUAUUAUUAAAACUUUCUAGAACUGCUUACUUUGAAAACAGAAAGGGAUGAGUUUGUAAACUGUAAAUAACAGAAAUCUAUUUAUCAUGUUAUUUAUUUUUUCAAUGACUGUGACCUUAUGCACUGUGAAUGCUCUGUGAUAUGGGGUCCUUUGUACAGAUAAAUAUGUCAUGAAAUCCAAAUGGAUUUAAUGUGAUAAUUUGUUACAAAAUGUUGGCAUGAUAUUUAAUUAUUUUUGUUGUGAAAAUUUUAAAAAAUAGUUAAUUCAGCAUUUAUAAAAGAUUAUAGCAGUCAGUAUUGUAAUGCACUAUAUAAAUUAUGUACACUAUCAAUAAAUUAUAUAAAC